CAAACCAUCUUCACCGUUUCUUUACCAAACUGAUCAACAGUGUGAAGACUUUUGUGUUUGUUAAAGGACGUUUCUAAAACCUAGAAACUGUUGCAUCUCUGUUGACUUUUUGGAGUUAAUAAGCAAAGGAAUUUGUGUGAGUGUGUGUUGUCAGGAGUGGCCUAAGACUUUUGUGUGUCCCCUCUCUCUCACUCUCUCUCUCUCUUUCUCUCCUUCCUUCUCUCAAACAGACAGAAGAGAAGCAGAAGGAGGCAGGAGAGAGGUUUGCUCCAUUUAAUCAGGUCAAAGUCAUUUAUAUUAAAUUCAUUUGUUUGUCUUUACAGAACAUGCCUGAGUAUAUUUUCUGUUUUUUUUUUCUUCUUUUCUUAAGUCAAGUCAGUGAUACUUCUCUACUACCACUAAAUACUGCAUCUAUGGUCGUGUUCUGAUCACGCCAGGACAGAAUUCCAUCAUCAUGAAGGAGCUGUCCCUCUCCCUGCUGAGUCGGGGCUGCAGUCAAGUGCUGACCUCAGAGCACAACACUGAAGGAUGUGUUGGACGACUGGACGUUUGCUUCACUCCAAAUGAUUACUACCUCUGGAAGUCCCAGGAGUCUUUGCUGCGGUUGACCAGCAGUGGGCGCCUAAUCUCUGCUGCACAGUCGGGCCUUCCUAAGACCUACAGCACUCGUCGAGGUCCCCUUCUCCUCUACUCACAGGAUCUAGUUACUGUGAAAAGAAAUGUCAAGUUAGAGGCUGGGAACAAGAAGAAGAAGGUGCACUACAGAAAUACUCCAAAUGUCCAAAAGCAGCUGAGCAACCUGAGAGAACUGACCACAGCCAUUCUGAGCUACAGCACCAGCCAGCACCCUCCAUCCAGACCGGCUCCAAACUUCUACUCUCCUUUUCAUUUCCCACCCGUGCAUGUUCCCACUCCUCUGCCGCUUAGUUCACCGAGAGCACAGCCUGACCCAGCCUGGUUUGUGCCCAUGAACUUACAGUGGCUUCCUGCAUGGAAACACACUGAACUACAAGAUAAUUCACCAGAAAAGGAAACAGAGCUGGAACACAGGAACAUCAUCAGACUGGAUGUGUUCCUUCAAAAUGCCUCUCCCUCCAGGAAUCCAUCCCCACCAGCAAAACCCCAGCCGUGGGUUCAUUACGUAGCGACAACCACAGAACCAGAAGACACUGAGACUUACUUGGACAUGUUCUUCCAGCAGCCUGAAGAUUCAGGUCCACCUUACACUGAGAUGAGACGUCGCAGCACAGAGGAGAUCCAGGAUCCGAACUUCAGCUGUGUCCAUGACAUGGUCCUGGACAGGAGCGAAGAACCUGGUGGAGCAGGGCAGCACUUCAACACUGAGCUGGAACCUCAGGGUUCUGUGUCAGGUUUGUUUCUACCUCCUUUGAGAGUGGGGAUGUCCACUCGGUUUGACCACAGUGGAGAAAGAGGACAAGACAAGAUAAGGUGGAGGAACAAGGUCAAUGAGCAGCCUGUGAUUCUGCCUGCACUGUUUCCAGAGAAAGAGGAGCUGACACGUGCAAAGACGAAAGGAGAAAAAGAAAACACAGACAGAGAGUGUGUUAAAAAUCCAACAGCAGGUCAAGGACCAGGAGGAGGAACAUGAAAGAUGAGCUUUUUAAAUGGUCCCAGGAUUAUAAUGGAGCCUGAUAAUGACCCUGGUCUAGUAGGACUGAUGGAUUCUGGUUCAGCGUUGAGGGGCCUGGGCAAACAGAGCUCCAUGGCUUAUUUACAGAACCGCCUGCAGGAUCCUCGAGAUGCUGCUAACAGAGGUGUAGUCAAAGGCCUUCUGCCCUU
Molecule: messenger RNA, 1800 nt
Organism: Cynoglossus semilaevis (tongue sole)
Lineage: Eukaryota; Metazoa; Chordata; Actinopteri; Pleuronectiformes; Cynoglossidae
Exons: 11
Coding region: 455-1609 (384 amino acids)
Source: RefSeq, a predicted model, not a curated record